AAAUAGCUAACUAGCUAUUUAGCGUUAGCUAGUUAGCGAUAGCCAUACAACGUUAGCAAUUAAAAAGUUACUUUGUAAGCUAAGCGGCAACAUUACACUGAGACAGCAAAGAUUUCUGGACUAACAAAAUCAGCUCUGCAGAGUCAAACAAUAAAAGAUGGAUUUUUUCUUCGAUGACCUGCCCUCCACCUCCACCUCCACCCCCAACAACCGGCAUGAUGAUUCACUGAUGACAGGAGACACAGACCAGGAUUCUUCAAGAGAGAAAUCCUCAAGCACAAACAUGCCUGAGAGUGCAGAGCAGCAACUCAGGAUGGAAGGGACUGUAUUGUAUGCAACUGAGCCAUCGAGCGCUGAUGACAUAAGUGGGAAAGUUCAGGAACUGGUGGAAAAGAUAAACAACCAUCGCGCCAGUGACCAGAAAGUGAUGGACACCUUCCAGGAGAAGUUAAUUGAGAGGGUGACAGAGAUGUGUCAGCAAAUGAAGGAGCACAUGUACACGGUGUAUGAGGACAACAGUGAGAAGAUGCAGGUGAAGCUGCAGGAGUUGCAGGAGGUGCUGAGGAGCUGCACGAAGCUCCAGGAUGAGCUGAUAGAGGCCAGCCGGGCCCUGGCCAGCCUCAGAGGUGGCCUGGCCAUCAGCCGGGCGUCAGAACCCUGAGAGGCUAGUUAUUGUUCUCAUGUGCAUAUUGGUGUUUCACUAGUUCUGAAAUAGUUCAUGUGUUGUUUUAUUUAUUAUGCUGAGUAUUCAGUAUAGUUGUCUUUUUCCAAAUCCUGGAAUGACUAAGAAUUACUCCUUCGUUUCCUUCUUCUUCUUCUUCCUCUUUUUCCA
Centropristis striata (black sea bass) is the source of this 832-nucleotide messenger RNA. It is a transcript of the gene syce2, whose product is annotated as synaptonemal complex central element protein 2. The record is from RefSeq and is a predicted model, not a curated record. The transcript has 5 exons. Bases 158 to 661 code for a protein of 167 amino acids. Gene Ontology annotation, cellular component: central element. Lineage: Eukaryota; Metazoa; Chordata; Actinopteri; Perciformes; Serranidae. Gene Ontology annotation, biological process: synaptonemal complex assembly.